Messenger RNA from Physella acuta, 900 nucleotides. RefSeq lists its product as uncharacterized. NCBI's taxonomy places the organism in Eukaryota, Metazoa, Mollusca, Gastropoda, Physidae. The record is from RefSeq and is a predicted model, not a curated record. Gene Ontology annotation, cellular component: membrane. Gene Ontology annotation, molecular function: G protein-coupled receptor activity. Gene Ontology annotation, biological process: G protein-coupled receptor signaling pathway.
AUGGGCCUUCAUGACGGCAUGACUGUUUCGUUUCUUUUCUUAGCGAUUGCAGAUUUUAAUUUCGCGGUUGUUUCCCUUGCCCUGGGCGUAUCUGGUUAUGUGUAUGUGUAUGAGGUACAGUAUGGCUACUGGUUUCCUGUGGAACCUUACGGUGUUGGGCUGUUCUUCGCCAACCUGCUGGUACCGCUGUCUGCGGUUGUGGCGGUGAACACCAGCUUCAUAGCCGUGGUAAGAUGCAUCUGCGUUUCCCUGCCGUUGUAUUUCAAGCACGCUUUUAGGCGGGAAACGACAGUCAUGUUGAUGUCCGGAUUUUUUCUCGUCAUCACCGCGGUUGAUAUCCCCGUCUUUGUUUACAUGGGCAUGGUAGACAAAUUUGACCUUGCUCACAACAGGUCAAGGCCGUCUCUGUGGGUGUCGAGCAGUCGAGAAAACGUGAAAGACAUCGUGUGGUCGCUGAUCGCGAUGGCGGUGCCUUUCGCGACCCAGAUCAUUACGAUUGGAUCAAUUAUCAUAAUGGCACGUGCGUUGAAAAACGCGCAGAGAUUCCGGAUGGCUUCUGCCAACGGAGAACUAAACUACCGCACAAAAUUAGUAGAAAAACCAGGAACCAAAGACAAAUUUUCUUUGAAAUCUUCGGGAAAACUUUCAGGAAGAGAUCGACAAAUCGUUAAACAAAUUGUAGUGAUCUCCCUUGUUUAUAUUUUGUGCAACACGCCCAAGAUAAUGUUUAUCUUAGCUGGGGUUGUCGUCCCUGAAUUUGCUUUGGGAUCUCCGUUGAAUUUCCUGUAUCUGACAGUCAGUAACAUCCGGAUGAUAUUUGAGGUCAUCAACUCCACCAUCAACCUCCCUAUCUACUACAGAUACAAUUCCAAAUUUCGCAGCGUGUGUAGGAUUUGGUAA